Beta vulgaris subsp. vulgaris (sugar beet) is the source of this 2774-nucleotide messenger RNA. RefSeq lists its product as hypothetical. Gene Ontology annotation, biological process: chloroplast organization; regulation of DNA-templated transcription. The record is from RefSeq and is a predicted model, not a curated record. The coding region runs from base 137 to 1855 and encodes 572 amino acids. Gene Ontology annotation, cellular component: chloroplast. The transcript has a single exon. Gene Ontology annotation, molecular function: double-stranded DNA binding. Lineage: Eukaryota; Viridiplantae; Streptophyta; Magnoliopsida; Caryophyllales; Amaranthaceae.
CCGUUGUUAUUGAAAAAAAUUGAAACUUGCAACGGGAGCUCUAAAUCAAACUGGCAAGAGCGAGAUGAGAAAGUAUGAGAAAUGUUUAAAAGAGCCCUAAAACCCAAGAAGAAGAAGCUGUACAUGUUCCUUCACCAUGCGUCUGUCUUCUCCUUCAUAUUCAUUCUCUCUCCUCAAAUCUCUACUUCGUCAUUUCAGCUCCAACUCUAACUCCAACCUCCCAAAUCUCUGCAAAAUCCCAGUAAAAUAUCGUUCACAAGCCAUCAAAGAAGCCCAAGAAGUUAUCACAGACUAUCUUCACACAACCAGAACACUACCCUUCUCAUAUGCAGAAUACAUCAGCAAAAACUCCAUUUACUCUCUCUCUGAACUCAUCUCUAAGGUACAGUUUUCCUCCAUUAAUUUCCGCAAAAGCUUCCAAAAGUUCCUUAGAUAUAACCCCAUCAAUGAAUUUGGGUUCUUUUAUGAAAGUAUUGGGAUUGAUUAUGUUAAGAUUGAUACUUUUUUGAAGCCAAAUGUACAUUUUUUCACUGAUGAUUAUAUUGUUUUAGAUGUUGCUUGUACUCUUGCUGGAUUAGGGUUCCCUUGGAAUAAGUUGGGGAAGUUGUAUGUGGAACAAGUUUCAAUCUUUAAGAAAGAACCUCAGUUUUUGGUUUCUAAGUUUAAUGGUUUGUUAGCAAUGGGGUUUAGCAAUGAACAAGUUGUUGGUAUUUGUUUGGCUUUUCCUUGUUUAUUGAAGGGAGAAGAGGUUGAAUUAAAUGGUGAAUUUGAUGCAUUGUUGGAUGAUUUUAAAAGGGUUUUUGUUGAUUUAAAUUUGGGGAAUCAUCUAGUGCAAAAUGUGGAUGUUUGGUAUGAAGUUUGUAGGAAAGUUAUGGUUUUCUAUGAGCUAGGUAUUGAAAAAGGGAAGAUUGGGGAUUUGAUUAGUAAGAGUAUUAGUAUUUUUGUGGAUUAUCCAGAGAAAGAUUUAGUUGAAAAGACGGAGUUCUUUUGUAAGUUAGGUGUGGGGAAAGUAGAUGUUGGUUUGUUGCUUCUUUCCAAUCCAGAGAUUUUGGGCAUCAAAUUUGAUGAUCGUGUUGUAUCUGUGUCGGGUUUUUUGAAUCAUUUUGGCUUGGAGGAGAAAGAAUUGGAAUCCCUAAUGCAGAUAUACUCAUAUGUAUUUGAUCGGAACACGAUGCUUAAUUUGCCCCAUGUUCUUAGAGCCAUGGAUCUUCAUGAAUGGUUCUUCGAUAAAGUGAAGGGCGGGAAGUAUCAGUUGUUGUCUAGUUAUAAUUUAAGUAAUCCUGAUGAAGGUGAAGACGAGGAUUAUGUUCAGAAUUUGGAGAAAAUCAAAUUUGCAAGGACAUAUAGUUAUUCAUUAAGUAAAUUGGAAAUUUUUCACGGAUUUGGAUUUGGAGAGAAUGCUUUCACUGUGAAGCUUUUAAUUUCUGUACAUGGUUCUGCUAGUGGCUUACAAGAGCGAUUUAAUCUACUACUUAAUGAAGGCAUUCAGUUCUCUAAAGUCUGCAAGAUGAUAAGUCGCACACCUAAAAUUCUAAAUCAGGAGACUGACAAUCUCAAACAAAAAAUUGACUUUCUUCGCGAGGAAGUUGGUUCAUCUUUAGACUUCCUAGAGACUUUUCCAGCUUAUCUGAUGUAUAAUCUAGAAAAGCGGAUCAAACCCAGAUACAGAUUUCAUGUUUGGCUUACUAAGCAGGGCUGGUGUUCCAGAAAUUAUACUCUUUCAAGCAUUAUUGCCAUUAGUCACAAAGGUUUUAUUGCCCAACUUUCCUGUAUACAUCCAACAGCACCUCAGAUAUGGUUGGAGCGAUGUGGGCAAAAGAAGAAGACCAGUGCGCCCCAGAAGAAUGUAUCAUAAGACACGUACCAGCUUGGAAUGUAUAGUGAGCAAUGCAAGUUCUUGAUAGUUUUAGUACAAACUCUGAAGUUGUAGGUUUAUGCUGUUCAAACAUAAUAGUGUACACCACAUUUUUUACACAUAUGAUUGAUGUCAAUAAGAGGUCAAUUCUUCGAUUUGAUUCAAUAUCCUCAAUAAAGUGCCUAUCUUCUUUAUCUUCGGGAAUUUAACUGUGACAGAUGUGUUGUGAACCUGUUAUCUGCCCAUCCAGAAGGAAUGAUGCAUCUCCCUGAUGACUAGAGAACGAGAUUUUCCAUGAACAUCUUGCAAGAUUUGCAAAGGUUGUCCUUGAAGUAAAAUCCUGGAAAGAAUUGAUGGAUAGAAAAUCUGCUUCUGUUUGUCACUAUGUGAUGUAAAAUUGCUGUUUAUGGACAAGAUCAACUGUGCCCCCCUUGAAAACUCUGGUCACCUGGAGGCUGGAGCAUUCGACUGUAAUGCAUAUGAGUUGAAAUUUUGAGCUAUUUUUUUGAAUUGAGAUUAUUUAAUCAAAAUUUGCUAUCAUGAGGACCAUCUGAUGUGAACCUCCCGCCCCCAAACGUAUUUUUUUGCUUAGACAGCGGUGACAUGGCAUCUUUGGAAGGAUGAAUGUUCAUCAGCAAGCUGCUAGAACUGCUAUUGUUUCUGACAAAGAUGUGAAGGUGCAUUUGGUGAAUAUAUCAGGCUUCUGUUGUAGGAAACUACAGUUUAUAAGAGUUGCAGAACACCUUCAGCAGGUGAUACCAUGAAAUUAGUUAGCUAUAACUAAUACAUGGUGGUGAGAUUAGCUGUUGAAAAGAUAUCGUGUACAUGUUGAAGUGUCAGAUUUUUUGCUCUGUAAAUUGUCUUAAGCUUUUUUCACACUGGAAUAUGAGUAUAUGAAAUAUGAUCCUCAUUGACAUCA